This is a messenger RNA of Misgurnus anguillicaudatus (oriental weatherfish), 3381 nucleotides long. It is a transcript of the gene gpbar1, whose product is annotated as G protein-coupled bile acid receptor 1. Gene Ontology annotation, biological process: G protein-coupled receptor signaling pathway. The record is from RefSeq and is a predicted model, not a curated record. Gene Ontology annotation, molecular function: G protein-coupled bile acid receptor activity. Gene Ontology annotation, cellular component: plasma membrane. NCBI's taxonomy places the organism in Eukaryota, Metazoa, Chordata, Actinopteri, Cypriniformes, Cobitidae.
AAGAAGCAUCCUGCCUGCAUGACUGACUUUUAUCGAAUGGGAGAACUCGGGUGCAAAUGCUGUUGUACAGUGAAAGAAAUAUCACUGAAUCCCAGAUCAUCACGUGGAUACAUCUAGUAUGCCUGUCUGUUGUAUGAAGAUUCAGCAUUUUAUUAGAAGCAGCAAAAUAAACCGGAAGCACUGCGAUAUGAAUGAUUAUGCGUCCAAGCGACUGAACUGAGCAAACAUAUAAGACCAUGCAGAUGGAGAGGACUUAGUCUUGGCCUGGUUUAGCCCAGCGGGGAACAGCACGCUCCGGGUUCAUCUCCAGCAUGGAUCAACUUGACAAGCUGAGCAUCGAGAACUUAAUCUUCUAUCUUACAGUGCCACUGUCUUCAAUCAUCAUCCUGGCAAAUCUCUUCAUCAUAGUGGGCAUAGCCUGCAACCGUCAGCUACACAACACUCCCAACUACUUUUUCCUGAGCCUGCUGGUGGCCGAUCUUUUCACCGGCAUCGCCCUGCCGUUUAUUCCUCGCAUGUCGCUUGACCGCAAGCUAGAUUUCAAGAAUUGCUUGCUGAUGUACAUAUUACCCAACUUUUUGUUUCUGUCUUUCCUCUUUAAUCUAGUUAUGGUGCAUUAUGAGCGCUACCUAUGCAUAGUCAGUCCGCUGCACCACAGUCAGUUUUGGGUCCAUCGCUGCUUUCCCAUGGCUUUGUUGAUCGUUUGGAUCCCGCCAUUGCUUUACGCAUCACUUCCUGCGUUUGGCUGGAAUAACUGGGUGGAGCCUAAUGCAAACAAGAGCUCGGACUUAAACGAGACAGCUGGGAACUACACCGGAGGGGAUGAGGUUUGCUCCUACAAACAAGUGUUUCCAGAAACAUUUAUUUAUUUGGAAGUGUACGGGUUGGUGCUUCCGGCCAUGCUGUCCAUCGCAGGCAUGACGGGCCGGGUGUUGUGGAUAGCACGCAAGCAAGUGAAGAACAUUUGUAAGCUUCAGCGUGCCGUCGACCGUCUACAGCAGCAGUCAGACCACGAGCAACAGCUCAACAUGCGCUACGCCAAAUGCGUGGCCGCCGUGUCCCUCACGUUCCUGGUCUGCUGGGUGCCGUACAUCAUCUAUCAGCUGAUAGCUAUGGCGGCCCUGCAGAGCCGCGUGAGUUCGUCCAGCUCUACUUUAUACAUUAUCAUGUCCUGUACGGGCAUCGGCGGCAUGGCCGUCAUUCCAAUGAUUCUGGGGCUGGCCAACAAACAGUACACAGAGCCCAUCAGCAGACUUAUAUGUAAGCUGAGAAACCGCAACAGAGCUGGACAAAACAGCAGAGAUAUUGCACUUUAAAGAGUUGAUGUUUCAAUUGAAUGUGUAUUUGACUGUUAACUCAGCAGAUCUUUUGUGCACAAACUGCUUCAUAAAAUAUAAGAACAAAACACUUUAUAUGCUGUCCAUUUGUCUGUCUGUCUUUCUGUCUAUCUUUCCGCCUGCCAGUCUGUCUGUAUUCCUGCCUGCCAAUCUGUCUUACUACUGUCAGUCAGUCAGUCAGUCUGUCAGUCAGUCAGUCAGUCUGUCUGUGUGUCUAUCUAUCCAUCUAUCUGUCUGUCUGUCUGUCUGUCUCUCUGUCUGUCUGUCUCUCUCUGUCUGUCUCUCUCUGUCUGUCUCUCUGUCUGCUAGUCUGUCUAUCUACUGUCUGUUGGCCAGUCAGUCAGUCAAUCAGUCAGUCAGUCAGUCAGUCAGGCAGUCAGUCUGUUUGUCUGUGUGUGUGUGUGUGUGUUUGUAUGUCUGCCUGCUAGUCUGUCUAUCUACUGUUUGUCUAUCAGUCUGUCUGUCAGUCAGUCAGUCAGUCAGUCAGUCUGUGUGUCUUUCGACCUGUCUGUCUGUCUAUCUCUGUCUGUCUGUCUGCCUGCGUAUUUGUUGGCCUGCCUGUCUGUAUAUCUACUGUCUGUCUGUCAGUCUGUCUGUGUGUCUUUCGGCCUGUCUGUCUGUCUAUCUCUGUCUGUCUUCCUGCCUGCCUACGUAUUUGUUUACCUGCCUGUCUGUCUAUCUACUGUGUGUCUGUCUGUCAGUCAGUCUGUCUGUCUAUCUAUCUAAUCUGUCUGUAUGCCUGCCUGCCUCCUAGUCUCUCUAUCUACUGUCUGUCUGUCUAUCUCUGUCUGUAUGUCUGCCUGCCUGCCUACGUAUUUGUUCACCUGCCUGUCUGUGUAUCUACUCUCUGUCUGUCUCUCUGUCCAUCCGUCCAUCUAAUUUGUCUAUUUGUUCAUCUGUCUGUCAGUCGCAUGUUCACCAACCAGCCUGCCUGUCUGUCUGUUUGUUUUUCUCCCUCCCUCUCUCUCUCUCUCUCUCUCUCUCUCUCUCUCUCUCUCUGUCUAUCAUCUAUCUGUCUGUCUGUUUAUCAGCCUGCCUGUCUGUCUGUUUGCCUGUCUGUUUUCUUUGCUCACAAACUUAAAAUUAAGGCUAGAAAAUGACUUCAUACCGUCCAAUGCUACAGUCCUUUAAAACGUAUUCAUGAACUUUAAAAGAAAAGUCAUCCUUUCAAUUAUAUAAAAAUCUGUAAAGUAAAAAGCACUAUUUGAAGAGAUUUGGUGACACAGCGAGAAGUUCAAUUGACUACGAUGACCAUUUCUUCUUGAUAAAACACUUACGUGACAUACUUUCAACGUUGUGAAAAGCAUGUACAGUAAUUGUGAAUGAACAAAUAUGUAAAUGUUUAAUUGAUAAAUGAGAGGAUAAAACCAUGAUUUGUUAUUUUUAUCGGAUCUAAGAGAGUUUUUUUUUGUCAAAAGUUUUUCCAUUAACGCACUUUCCCAGAAACUGAACGUCCACUGACAAACCCACUAACAUUUAUCACAGUGAGAAAUAGUUCAGUGAUACAUGGAGUCUGGAGAAUAAAGUAUUGUGUGUUUCUGUCUGUGUGAGCCAAAUACAAAGAGCUCAAACUUAUAGUGGCUUCAAACAAGAUAAAUAAAAAUAAAUUAAGAUGCUUUUAUAGUUUGUGUAAGAUGUUAUGAUAUUGUAUACACUGUGAACAUUACAAAAACACUGCCGACUACUCUAAUGUUGAUCAUUACUCAAAUAGACAUUUAUAGAAAGAUAAAAGUAUUUGAUAAACAGUUGCGUUUGCUUUCUACAUAUAAAGUCUGACUCAUUGUUUCCUAAUGGUUUCAAGUUGAGCAAGGUCACAAGUUCAAGAGUAUUAAAACCACAAACACAUACAAAAACAGCACAUCCUUUAUGUUUCUCACAGACACGUCCGUAUGAACCUUUUUAGUAUUAUAGAGAAUCGAGGUUAGCUUUGAAACUACUUAACACAACUACUCCAACUAACACAAACUAACUUCUCUAAACAACAACAAUCACCAACGAUUGCCUUGGUGUCCUUGCAACACCUUGGCAACCACUCAGCACAUCC